AUGGGCCCCCGUACCAACUCCUCAUGCUGCUGCCAGGCCCGUAAUCUGUCAUGGGCCCCUGUACCGCCUCCUCAUGCUGCUGCCAGGCCCGUAAUCUGCCAUGGGCCCCCGUACCGACUCCUCAUGCUGCUGCCAGGCCCGUAAUCUGUCAUGGGCCCCUGUACCGCCUCCUCAUGCUGCUGCCAGGUCCAGAGUGUGUCUUGGGUCCCUGUACGGCCUCCCAUUGCUGCUGUCUCCAUCGCCACACUCUGCCAUGUGCCACUUUCAGGUCUCCUCACACUGCUGGUGGGUUCCAUUUUGUCAUAGGGUGCUGGCAGAUUACGGGCCUCCCAUUGCUGCUGCCAGGCCCGUAAUCUGCCAUGGGCCCCCGUACCGACUCCUCAUGCUGCUGCCA
Molecule: messenger RNA, 394 nt
Organism: Staurois parvus
Lineage: Eukaryota; Metazoa; Chordata; Amphibia; Anura; Ranidae
Source: the annotation of a GenBank genome assembly